UUCAUUAUUAGCUCCUGUGUCAGGGGGAACGGGACUUGAAAUGAGUUAAUUGAAACCAAUUGAAAAAUAAAUGUAUACAAUUUACAAGAAUCAAACGGAGGCGGCACAAAUCGUAUUUACUAAGAAUUGGAAGCCGAUGCAUUUGUCGCUUUGGACGGACGAUAUUCUGGUUUCAAACUGUUAUUGCUAUGAUAAUGACUGGUCUAUAUUAAGCAAGCAAGAAGAUUGCUGACCCUACAAGGAGGAAUUCGUUUAUCGCACAGCACCUAGACUUCCACGAAAGGAGACACACAAUGAUUGCUUACUUUAUUUGGAGGGGAUGAGUAGUGCUUUCCCUGACUGCCAUUUAUGAAUCGCUCGCAAAGGGCGUAUCAAUACGACACAGCAAAUCAAAUGAACAAUCGAUCACACAAAUCUUACUUCAAUUGUGGAAUAUGGCGCAAUUUCAUUUAUACACAAACAACCACAGUAAACAUAUUCCAUCUCCUGAACCUGCUAUUGAUAUAAAUCGGAUCGACAAUGUCCCACUGUGCCACUGCCACGAUGUCCAGUUGCGGUUUUUGGUUCCAGAUGAUUUAACCGAGGUCCGAACAUUAUGCCAAGACUGGUUUCCCAUUGACUAUCCUUUAUCUUGGUAUGAGGAUAUAACAUCCAGUUCAAGAUUUUUCUCAUUAGCGGCUGUAUAUAAUUUAGCUAUCAUAGGUUUAAUAGUGGCGGAGAUAAAACCAUACAGAAAUCUAAACAAAGAGGAUAAAGGCAUUUUACCUGAUAGUAUGGGCAAAACCGCAGAUGUUGGUUAUAUUCUAUCACUGGGCGUACAUCGAAAACAUCGUCGAAAUGGUAUUGGAUCGUUGUUAUUGGAUGCUCUUAUAAACCAUUUAACGACGGCCGAAAGACAGUCGGUUAAAGCAAUAUUUCUUCACGUGUUAACAACAAAUCAACCUGCCAUAUUAUUCUAUGAAAAACGAAGGUUUAGCCUGCACUCUUUCCUGCCUUAUUACUAUCAUAUAAGAGGCAAAGGCCAACGUGACGGUUUUACUUAUGUUACCUAUAUAAACGGAGGUCACCAGCCUUGGACAUUAUUAGAUCAUAUAAAGGACUAUGCAUCAAAAUUACGGCAGACUGGCGAAGUCUUCAAAUGGGUCUCUGCACGCGUGAGACAAGUGGUACGAUGGAUAUGCCAUAAAACUGUAUCACGCUUUAAUUUCGCCCACUGAAACAAAACGCAUUCAAAUUGGCAAAUCAUCAAAGAGCAAAUAAUAGAACAAUCCAAUGCAGAAUUUAUUGUGAAUGUGCGACAGUUCGAAGUUAGCUGAACGAGUAUAUAUCAGAAAUGUAUAUUAUAGCUUAAAACUAAUUUAUUAACUAAAGAACAUCAUGCCUAUGUAUUUAUUGUUGAACUAUUUAAAACCUGUAAUAGGGUGUAUUAUUUGACUCAAAUGCGUGAACGAAUCCAGUCAGUUAUCAUGGUUUUGCUUGUAUUUUAAAAUGGAACAUGGAACGCAACGCGCCUAACUCAUCCAGCAAAAUAGUAAACUGCAACUGCAUUAACAAUUCAUGGCUUCAUUUUCGAUUGAUAAUGAUUUGGUUCCGUUUUUGUAGUAUUUUUCUUUACAGAACUUUAGAGAUAGACUUUUGAUUUUGUUAAUUUUAUUUUGUACAUAGCAGCAUCAGCCUUUAUUAUUCUGACAAUCCCAUGGCAGCCGGUUGUACGCACCGGAUUGGCCCGAUGGAGUCGCUCAUCGGGAAGGGCUGCCACCUCAGUGUAUAACACACUGCUAGAACAACAACGUCAUCCUGACCGUUUCUAAUGCUCAGCAACAGUAUGUAUGUACAUAUAUGAUAAAUAUGUACAUUCCUCACAACAUUAAAGGCGCAUACCAAAAAAAUCAUGAAUUUUAUCCUAAUUUCUUUAAUUGCAAAAUUAGGUAAUUAUUUUGGAUAAGAAUUAUUUGAAAAUCAAUAGCAUUGGCCUUUAAAUGACUACGCUCUUCUUGUAUUUUAAUUUAUUAUUAUUUGAAAUUGUUAUCAUGUUUUUGUACCGCAUAUACAUUUAUAUCACGUAGUUUACUUCACACUCCACCA
This is a messenger RNA of Stomoxys calcitrans (stable fly), 2085 nucleotides long. RefSeq names its product N-alpha-acetyltransferase 60 (gene Naa60). Lineage: Eukaryota; Metazoa; Arthropoda; Insecta; Diptera; Muscidae. Gene Ontology annotation, molecular function: protein-N-terminal amino-acid acetyltransferase activity; histone acetyltransferase activity. Bases 435 to 1217 code for a protein of 260 amino acids. Gene Ontology annotation, cellular component: Golgi membrane. Gene Ontology annotation, biological process: N-terminal peptidyl-methionine acetylation. The record is from RefSeq and is a predicted model, not a curated record. The transcript is spliced from 7 exons.